UGUAAUGGAAAUGAACGGGUUAAUUGUACACAUUCCCUGCACGUGACUCUUUUCAGACUUUCCAUUCAGCAUACAAACAAUUGCACAAGCUUCAGUCAUUCACCAUUUCGCAGCUUGUCCACCUUAAAUCAAGAGCUCUCACAUUCAAGCUGUUAUGCACACCAUUGUGCUGUUGGUGCUGUGGAUACUGGGGACAUCACUGGUGUUGCCAGACCCGGACACAGCCGGAGAGAAGGCGACUGAAGAGCCGAUUCCCUGCUCUAAGGGAUGCACCUGCCUGCACGAUGACUACAGCUUGGAGCUCAACAUGUACUGCAGCGCGCGCAACUUCACCCAAGUCCUGACCGACAUGCCCACAUCCACUCACUCUCUCUGGCUCGAUGGCAACUUGUUCACCUCGCUGCCGGCGGUGUCCUUUAAGGAUCUUACCAACCUGAACUUUUUGAAUCUGCAGAGUGGCCAGCUGGUGACAGUUGACCUUCAAGCUUUCAAAGGACUUAAAUCGCUAGCACACAUUCACCUUGAGCGAAAUUUAAUCCGUGCGUUGCCAGGUACACUCUUCCUAAAUACACCUAACCUUGCUUCACUUAGUCUGCACAACAACCAGCUGACACGCAUUGAGGAGAGGCUGUUUGCAGGGCUCUCGCAAAUGUGGCUUCUCAACCUGGGGUGGAACUCCAUCGCAGUCUUACCGGAGACAGCUUUCCAUGACCUGCAAGGUCUACGAGAGCUCAUUCUCGCAGGGAACAGACUCGCUUACUUGCAGCCGCAGCUUUUCCAAAAUCUUGUUGAGCUAAAAGAGUUGGAUCUAACUGGAAAUUACCUCAAGGUCAUCAAAGCUAAUGUGUUUGUUAAACUCACUAAACUUCAAAAGUUGUACCUGGCCCAGAAUCAGAUUUCGACAGUGGUACCCAGAGCCUUCGCAGGUAUGAAGUCGCUCCGGUGGCUGGAUCUCACAAACAACAGACUGACUUCUCUGCAUGACGACACUUUCUUGGGCCUGCACAGCCUGCAUGUCCUGCGUCUCUCCAACAACUCUAUCAGCGGAAUAAGGCCCAGAACUUUCCGUGAUCUGCAGUACCUAGAGGAACUACGGCUCAGCUACAACAAGAUCCGAGCCCUGGGGGAGAGGAUCUUUGAAGGGCUCGGUCACCUGGAGGUUUUGGAGCUAGAACACAACCAAGUGCAGGAAGCACAAGUGGGCAGUUUCACAGGCCUGUCUCACGUGGCUGUCAUCAACCUGUCCGGAAGCUGCUUCCACACUCUGCCAGACCAAGUAUUCAAAGGUCUGUCAAAGAUCCACAGCCUUCACCUGGACAGAGGCUGCCUAACAAGGAUCACAUCUCAAGCUUUCGCUGGACUCUCUGGUCUGAGGAGGCUUUUCUUGCAGCACAACAACAUCACCGUGGUGGAACGCCAGAGCUUUGUAGAUCUGGUGGGCCUACUGGGACUGGACAUGAGUUUUAACAAGUUGGAGGUUCUCACAACCAACACAUUCUCCGGCCUCAAGAAUUUGGAGUACUUGCUGUUGUCCAACAACGACUGUCGACAGUUUUUGCAGAAUGGCACCAAACAGCUACUUCCGAGGCUGCGCUAUCUGGACCUGAGAGCUAACGCCUUCACCAGCAUGGUCCCGGAUUUCCCAGAGAACAUGGAAAAACUUUUGCUGUCUGGGAACCGAUGGAAAUGUGACUGCAGCACCCUCCCACUCAGAAACUACAGCUUGAGGAAUCCAUUGGUGAUACCUCGGCAAGUGGAGACCCACGCAGAGGGUGAAGAGCCUGACACGACCAUCACCAUUUACAACAACAUUACGUGCAUCAGCCCACCACGUCUGGCUGGUCAGGACCUACGGGACAUUGAUAACGAAGUCUACCAAAGCUGCUAAGCAGCCACAUAAAGUCAUGUUCAGAGAAUGUGUUGAUACACAGCACAGAAUAUUAAAAAAAACGGUUAACUGUAAUACUUUUAACAAUAUGAACUCCCUCAGUUUCUGAUUUCAAGACGAUUUUCAAGAUAAAUUGUUGUCAUCUGUAGCCUGUGUAAAUCUGUAAAUUUCAGAUGUGAAGGCGGCAAAGAAUUAUCAUCAAUGAAAAGACCGAACAAACCACAUUUCCUUCGCCAAAGCUUAAUGGACGUGAAUGUUUAAUUGUGGGAGUCGUGUGACGACAGCCGGUAACUCAUCACCUCUCUGCAGAAAACGACACAAAGAAUGCUUUGAGAUAACUGGGUUUACACUGACAUGAGCGAGGCUACAAAGAGUCUAGUAUGUGUGUACCCGUGCGGGGUUGCUUGGUCUAGAGGAGACAUUAAUAAAUGGUGAAUUCAAA
Molecule: messenger RNA, 2330 nt
Organism: Scophthalmus maximus (turbot)
Lineage: Eukaryota; Metazoa; Chordata; Actinopteri; Pleuronectiformes; Scophthalmidae
Gene: igfals
Product: insulin-like growth factor binding protein, acid labile subunit
Exons: 2
Coding region: 155-1888 (577 amino acids)
Cellular component (GO): plasma membrane
Molecular function (GO): protein binding
Source: RefSeq, a predicted model, not a curated record